AUAGCGGGAGAAAGCCACCCAUUGUCUGCGUUGACGAUGCGGAUGCGAGUCGACUUUGCCAUGUUCCCAAACGUUGCCCUGUUUCCCGGAGUCGGUGAAGCAGCAGGAGGUCCUCCCGGAGUUCCUCUCCAGACUCGAGCGCGGACCUCGAGGCAUCAUGCGUUUCAGUUGCAGCUGGGUGUCAACGCGGCGGCUUUGGUGCGAAGGACGUGGUGUUUGCUCGGCGCCCUGCUGCUGCUCAACGUCUUGGUCUGUUGCGUCCUUGUGGCUCUUAGCUGGAAACUUCGCCAGGAUCAAAGCGGGCUCCUCAACCUGGUUGCGGUCCGGUCCGGGAGCUGGUCGGGACCGUCCUUCUGGAACACGGAGCAGCGGCGGCUGAACUUGAGCGGGCCUCAGGAGUCGUGUGAAACGGACCGCAGAGUUGUCACGCAGGUUUGGGACUACAAUGUAUUGCCCCGCCGCCUCCAGGACUUCCUGCUUCACAUCCACUGCAGGAAGUCCAGCGUGCUUCUGGCUCCGGGUCCAGAAAGACGACCGCGGGAUCUUUUCCUGCUGCUUGCCGUCAAGUCUCUGGUGCCGCAUUUCGGGCGGCGGCAGGCCAUCCGCCAGACGUGGGGCCGCGCCGGCGCCCUGGCCGAUCGCGCGGUGGCCACCGUCUUUCUGCUGGGACAGAUGCCGCCCGAGGACCACUACCCGGACCUACGUGGUAUGUUGGGCAAGGAGGCGGAGCUUCACGGGGACCUGCUCCAAUGGGAGUUCCGGGACACGCCCCUCAACACAAGCCUGAAGGAGGCGCUCUUCCUGGAGUGGUUCCAUCGGAAUUGUCCGUGGACCCGCUUUGUCCUGGAGGCCCGUGACGACAGUUUCGUCAACACCUUCCAAGUGUUGGAGUUCCUGGAGACACUACCCCGUACCAGCAGGAACUUCCUGUUCAUCGGUGAUGUCAUCAACAAUGGACGGCCACGCACAGACCGGGCCCUUCUGGACUUCGUUCCACCGAGCAUUUUCGUAGGCGCGUAUCCCCCCUUCGCUGCGUCCGGGGAUUUUCUGCUCUCUGGCGAGGUCGCGUUACGUCUCCACAACGUCUCGCGACGCGUCCUUCUGUUCCCGGUCCACGAGGUCUACGUGGGCCUGUGCCUCCGCGAGUUGGGUCUGGUGCCACAGAAGCACCCGGGUUUCUCCACGCUCCACGUCCGACACGACGACAACGAGCCCGACGAGGUUGCGUGCGUGCACAGGAGGCCGAUGGUGGUGAGCGGUCGCACGCCGCAAGAGAUGCUCGGCAUGUGGAGCGCCGCCGCAUGGCGGCACUGCCAAGAAAAUGCGCAACAGCGAACACUUACUGAUAAUUAGCUACAAUCGCUGAGCACUUCCAAAGCAAAAUUAUCGAAAUUCAUGUUGUCAUGCUAACAAAGACAUUCUAUAUUGAUUGUCAUAUAAGGAAAAAAAAAAGCGCAAUUGUUUUUGUGAUGUCAGACUUCAAUAUUGAUUUCAUGUAAUUGUCAUAGUAAUGACAAGUAUUGAUGUAGAGAGAGAUAUUGUAUGUGUGUGUACAGCAUGUGGAAAAUAUGGUACCAUAUUAAUGGAAAAUAUGCACAGUUUAGACUAAAUUACUGUGACCAUCCAUAUAAAUGAUCUAUAAAAAAUGCAACUGUUCAAUGUUCAAGAUGAACUUAGCAUUAGGAGUCUGAACUAAUGUACAAGAACCUAGUGGAGUAGCACUCGUUAUUGCAAAGGCUUUUUAUUAAUAUUAUUUUUAUCUGAUCUGAAUAAACUAGAAGUACCGCACCACAAGGUGGGGCUUUGUAGUCAUUUGGGGA
This is a messenger RNA of Syngnathoides biaculeatus (alligator pipefish), 1820 nucleotides long. It is a transcript of the gene b3gnt2a, whose product is annotated as UDP-GlcNAc:betaGal beta-1,3-N-acetylglucosaminyltransferase 2a. Bases 37 to 1353 code for a protein of 438 amino acids. Gene Ontology annotation, molecular function: hexosyltransferase activity. The record is from RefSeq and is a predicted model, not a curated record. The transcript has 2 exons. Lineage: Eukaryota; Metazoa; Chordata; Actinopteri; Syngnathiformes; Syngnathidae. Gene Ontology annotation, cellular component: membrane.